AUGCGAAAGAUCGUUCUGCUCGCAGCUGGCGCAGCUGCUCUCGUGGGUGAUGCAGGAGCGUUCUCUUUCUCUUCAGGCACCUGCUCCCUGAGAAUGUCAGCUGAAAGCGUCGAUGAUGUGCUUGCCCGCGUUUCCUCCAUGGAGGCGAAGGUCGAGAGUGUGCUCUCCAAGUCUGGUGCAAAAACUGCUAGCCCUCCUGCUCCGGCUCCCGCCAAGCCUACUGAGCAGGAAGAGCCCAAGAAGGAGGAGCCGAAGAAGGUCGAGGCAAAGAAGGAGGAGCCGAAGAAGGUCGAGGCAAAGAAGGAAGAGCCGAAGAAGGAGGAGCCGAAGAAGGAGGAGCCGAAGAAGGAGGAGCCGAAGGUCGAAGCAAAGAAGGAAGAGCCGAAGAAGGAGGAGCCGAAGAAGGUCGAGGCAAAGAAGGAGGAGCCGAAGAAGGAGGAGCCGAAGAAGGAGGAGGCCAAGAAGGAGAAGGCUAGCGUGGAGGUGAAAGCGGAGAGCAAGCAAGAUGCCGAAGCUUUGGCUGCGAAGGCGAAGGAGGACUCCGCAAAGGAGCUGCAGAAGACGAUCCAGAAGAUGGAGGAGGACAGGAAGAUGGCUGAGGAGAAGGCGAAGGCUUCAAUGCCCGCGGCCUUGAAGGAGCAGGCUGCUCUCAACGACAUCUCGAGCUCUGCUUACGACAAGCUGAAGAAGAUCUCUUCAGCAGCCCUCGAUCGCCUCGGGUCAGGCCGGCCUGCUGCGUCCCUGGGAGGAAGUGAUUUGGGGAAGUACAGGGAGGAGCGUCUCAACGCCUUGCGUCAAUCUUUGUCGCAGAUGGGUCUCAAGUGAUUUCUACUUGUCACGCUCACGAUCGCAGCUUGUCGGCGAUUGACAAUGGCUUCAGUUUUGACUUGUGAUGGCAAUAAAUCAAUACCAACACUGAA
Messenger RNA from Guillardia theta CCMP2712, 920 nucleotides. RefSeq lists its product as hypothetical. NCBI's taxonomy places the organism in Eukaryota, Cryptophyceae, Pyrenomonadales, Geminigeraceae. The transcript has 9 exons. Bases 1 to 825 code for a protein of 274 amino acids. The record is from RefSeq and is a predicted model, not a curated record.